AUGGCUCCUCUGAGAGUGCCUACGGACUUCUUUACGGAUGAUGUGACGGACUUUCUGAACUAUUCGACCCAGAAUCCUGACUUAGUGUCAACUAAACACCAUUUACGCCACAGAAACCACUCUCGGGACCAUUCGAGAAACCAUAAUGUUGUUGAUAUGCUUUCAAAUUCUAUAAUGGAAGUAAUAAACACUAAAUUUGUUCCCGACAAUAGCGUGCUGCCUGAUCUAGAGCCUUUGUCGACGCACAUGGAUAAUCAGGAGAGGCAACCUCUACGAAUGAAUAUAACGAUGAAUCGUUCCGAUUUUGGGGUUAUCAGCGAGGAGUUUUUGUAUCGGCAUAAUAGUGCAAUGACCGCGGUAUACUGUGUCGCCUACCUACUGGUGUUCGUGGUGGGUCUAGUGGGAAACUGCUUCGUGAUCGCUGUGGUGUACCGCUCCCCACGGAUGAGGACCGUAACAAACUUUUUCAUCGUGAACCUCGCUGUUGCUGACAUCCUAGUUAUCGUGUUUUGUCUGCCCGCCACUUUGAUGUCCAACAUUUUUGUCCCUUGGGUGCUGGGCUGGCUGAUGUGCAAGACUGUGCCAUACGUUCAAGGGCUGUCAGUAGCAGCCUCCGUGUACAGUCUCGUUGCCGUUUCACUUGACAGAUUCCUCGCUAUUUGGUGGCCACUCAAAUGCCAAAUAACGAAACGCCGUGCCAGAAUGAUGAUCGUCUUCAUAUGGAUAUUUGCCAUCUCGGUCACCACGCCCUGGGUGUUCUUCUUCGAUCUGGUGGUUGUUUUCGAAGACAACCCUCACGUACGACUCUGUCUGGACCUCUGGCCCAACCCCUUGAGCGAGGUCUUGUACUUUGUGAUUGGUAACCUCAUUUUCUGCUACAUUUUGCCGAUGGUACUAAUUACCAUGUGCUACAUCUUAAUUUGGAUCAAAGUGUGGAGACGCUCCAUCCCAACUGACACACAAGACGCCCAAAUGGAGAGAAUGCAACAGAAAUCGAAAGUUAAAGUUGUUAAAAUGCUAGUCGCUGUUGUUAUACUAUUCGUACUGUCCUGGUUCCCAUUGUAUUUGAUCUUCGCAAGGAUAAAACUGGGCGGACCCAUUCAAAAAUGGGAGGAGGACAUUUUUCCAAUUGUAACGCCAUUAGCGCAAUGGCUUGGUGCUUCAAAUUCGUGCAUCAAUCCAAUACUAUACGCUUUCUUCAACAAGAAAUACAGGAAGGGCUUCGUCGCAAUUAUUAAGAGCAGAAAAUGCUGCGGAAGGCUUCGCUAUUACGAGACCAUUGCGCUUCAGUCUUCGAGUACAUCUACCAGGAAAUCAUGGCAUUAUAACAACAAUAAUCAUGCAUCAAUCACCCGCCGAUCUCCGCCCGUUGACAAAAACGCCGUAUCUUUUAUCUUCAAUCACACGGGAGUUUAA
Molecule: messenger RNA, 1416 nt
Organism: Parnassius mnemosyne (clouded apollo)
Lineage: Eukaryota; Metazoa; Arthropoda; Insecta; Lepidoptera; Papilionidae
Source: the annotation of a GenBank genome assembly